This is a messenger RNA of Globicephala melas (long-finned pilot whale), 786 nucleotides long. It is a transcript of the gene ATP5PO, whose product is annotated as ATP synthase peripheral stalk subunit OSCP. Gene Ontology annotation, biological process: proton motive force-driven mitochondrial ATP synthesis. Gene Ontology annotation, cellular component: membrane. The record is from RefSeq and is a predicted model, not a curated record. NCBI's taxonomy places the organism in Eukaryota, Metazoa, Chordata, Mammalia, Artiodactyla, Delphinidae. Gene Ontology annotation, molecular function: proton-transporting ATP synthase activity, rotational mechanism.
GCGGCUACGCUGACGCACGCGUGCGCUCUUGGUCGCUUUUGCCAACUCUGGUUUGACCUACAGCCGCCAGGAGAAGAUGGCCGCGCCGGUAGUGUCUGGGCUCUCCCUGCAGGUGCGAUGCUUCAGUACAUCUGUGGUCAGGCCGUUUGCCAAGCUUGUGAGGCCACCUGUUCAGGUAUACGGUAUCGAAGGUCGCUAUGCCACUGCUCUUUAUUCUGCUGCAUCUAAACAGAAUAAACUGGAACAAGUAGAAAAGGAAUUGUUGAGAGUAGCACAAAUCUUGAAGGAACCCAAAAUGGCUGCUUCUGUCAUGAAUCCCUAUGUAAAGCGUUCCAUUAAAAUGAAAAGCCUAAAUGACAUGACAGCAAAAGAGAAGUUUUCUCCCCUCACGUCCAACCUGAUCAGUUUGCUUGCUGAAAAUGGUCGCUUGAACAAUACCGCUGGGGUCAUUUCUGCCUUUUCCACCAUGAUGAGUGUCCACCGGGGAGAAGUGUCUUGCACAGUUACCACCGCAUCUCCUUUAGAUGAAGCCACUCUUACCGAAUUAAAAACAGUCCUGAAGAGCUUCCUAAGUAAAGGCCAAGUAUUGAAACUGGAAGUUAAGGUUGAUCCAUCAAUCAUGGGUGGAAUGAUUGUCCGUAUUGGAGAGAAAUAUGCUGAUAUGUCUGCAAAAACCAAGAUUCAGAAGCUGAGCAAAGCGAUGCGGGAGAUUCUCUAAAAGUGUUGAUUUCCUAAAAGUGAAAGUUCUUAAACUUGGAGCAACAAUAAAAUGCUUCCUGAACAGAA